This is a messenger RNA of Lates calcarifer (barramundi perch), 1390 nucleotides long. RefSeq names its product leucine-rich repeat-containing protein 45. The transcript is spliced from 7 exons. The coding region runs from base 426 to 1088 and encodes 220 amino acids. The record is from RefSeq and is a predicted model, not a curated record. Gene Ontology annotation, cellular component: centrosome. NCBI's taxonomy places the organism in Eukaryota, Metazoa, Chordata, Actinopteri, Centropomidae.
CCCAUCAUGCCUAGUGCCUACUGUACAAGCCUGUGGGUGAUCUGGGGUUGCUGCAGUUGGUCAGGUCUAGGUUCACCAACAUUAUUUGCCCAGAGAAUGAGGUCAGCUGACUACCUGAAUAUACUGAAUGACCAGGUUAUUCCAUCAAUGGAUUUUUUUCUUCCCUGAUUGCACGGGCAUAUUCCAAGAUGACAAUGCCAGGAUUCAUCGGGCUCAAAUUGUCAAAGAGUGGUUCAGGGAGCAUGAGAUAUCAUUCUCACACAUGGAUUGGCCACCACAGAGUCCAGACCUUAACCCCACUGAGAAUCUUCGGGAUGUGCUGAAGAAGACUUUGCACAGUGGUCCGACUCUCCCAUCAUCAAUACAAGAUCUUGGUGAAAAAUUAAUGCAACACUGGAUGGAAAUAAAUCUUGUGACAUUGCAGAAUGCGAUGCGAAUUCACUGUAAUAUUCUACAGCCCAAGACUGCAGAUGACCGAGGCUGCCCUUGCCCUCUCUGAGCAGAAAAAUCACAACAUGGGAGAACUGCUGACUCAAGUGAAGGUUGAGAAAGAAGAGCAGUGGGAACGCCAGAGCAGAGAGAGGAAGAAAGAACAAGAGGACUGUGUGCACAGAGAGGGCAAACUCCUCAGAGAGGUCCAAAACUUGUCCGAAACCAACAUCCAACUCAAGAGUAAAGUGGAGGAGAUGGAGCGCAGGUGCAAGUCUCAGCAGCACCAGAUCUUUGAGCUGAAACAAGAACUGACCAACAACACAGCUGAGCUAAAGCUGCGACUAGCACAGGCAGAGGACCGUCUGGAAACAGAGAAACGAAGGUCCAAACAAGUCCUGGAGGACAUGGACAAUCUCCGACAGAAAGAGGUGGAGCAUGUGAAUCGACAUCUGGAGGAAAGUGAGAGAACUCUGCAAGAGCGCAUCUUCAAACUGGAGGGACAGCGGAUACAACUGGAAGAGGAGCUGAUUAAGGCUAAAGCACUGUGUGUGUCAGAGAGGGCCCAAGCAGAGGAGGAACUGGGAAGAGUGCGAGCUCAAGUGCGCCUGGAAGAGGUGGGUCAUAAAAUCUGCAUCUGUGAUCAGUUAUUCAGAUGACUUUAUUAUAAACCAAAGUGUCUGGUGAAUGGAGAGCAAGAUACCUCAAAAACUGAUAGCCAACUGCCAUCAUUAAAGGCAAUAAUAAUAAUAUUGUUGAACUCUUCUGUAGCUGCACCAUCAGACCAAAGAUAACAGUCCUAUACAAGAAUUGUCAGUACAAUACCUGAGUUUCUUCACUUUGAGGACUUAACUUUUCUUCAAAAACUUUUUUCACUUUGUUAAAGAAGGCAAAGUGGGGUGGCAUAGUGGUGCAGUGGUUAGCACUGUCGCCGCACAGCAUAAAGGGUUCACAGAAAAUC